AUGCAGAUCUUCGUCAAAACCCUCGCGGGAAAGACCAUUACCUUGGAGGUCGAUAGUUCGGAUAUCAUUGAUAACAUCAAAGCCGAGAUUCAUGACAAGAAAGGUAUUCGACCUGAUCAGCAGAGGCUCAUUUUCACCGGAAAGCAGUUGGAAGAUGGCAAAACCCUAGCGGACUACGAUAUUCAGAGGGAAUCGACCCUUCAUCUCAUCCUCCGUCUCCGUGGUGGAAUGCAGAUAUUUAUCAAAACGUUAACGGGAAAAACGAUCACCCUGGACGUUGAAACUUCUGAUACGAUUUACAAUCUUAAGGCUAAGAUACAAAAAAAGGAAGGGAUCCCUCCAGAUCAGCAGAGGCUUAUCUUUUCCGGCAAACAGCUAGAAGAUGGGCGUACUCUUGCUGAUUACAGUAUUCAGAAGGAAUCCACGUUGCAUCUCGUCCUCCGUCUUCGUGGCGGGAUGCAAAUCUUUGUCAGAACGCCAAUGGGCAAGACCAUUACUUUGGAAGUUAACAGCUCGGAGACAAUUGGUAAAAUGAAGUCGAAGAUUGAGGAAAUAGAGUGGAUUGAACCGCAACAUCAGCUUUUGACCAUGGAAGAGAAGGCCCUCGAGGGUUCUAGAACUUUGGCUGAUUAUAAUAUCGAAAAAGAAUCUACAUUGCACUUGAGUCUUUGGUUGAGAGGAGAUAUGCGGAUUUUUGUUAAGACUUUGACAGGGGAGACUAUCUCAUUGGUGGUGGACAGCUCUGAGACCAUUGGUAAUGUGAAGAAAAAGAUUCGUAAGAUAGAUGGGACUCCAAUUUCUCGAUAUAGUUUGAUCAUUGCUGGAAAGAACCUAGACGAUGGUAGAACUUUGAGAGAUCAAAACAUCCAAAACGGAUCUACAUUGCACACGACUCUGAGGUUUAAAGCAGGAGGUGAGAUGCAGAUUUUUGUUUGGACUUUGACAGGUAAGACCAUCUCACUAGUGGUGCACAAGCAUGAAAACAUUGGUGAUGUGAAAGAAAUGAUUCAGGAAAGAGAGGGGAUUCUACCUUGUCAACAGCGGUUGAUUUUUAAAGGAAGUCAACUCGAUGAUGGAGGCAUUUUUCAGAUUUUAAUUAAGACAUUUAAAGGAAAGAUCAUCACGCUGGAGGUGAACAACUCGCAGACAAUUGGUGAUGUGAAAGCAAAGAUUCAGGAGAAAGAGGGUAUUCCAUGGCGUCAACGGCUUUUGAUCAUUGAUGGAAAGAUCCUAGAGGAUGAUAAAACUUGGGAGGAUCAUAACAUCCAACAUCGGUCUAGAUUGGAACUGGUUGUGAGGUUGGGAGGAGAUACUACGCCAAUUUUUGUUAAGACUUUGACUGGGAAGACCAUCAAGCUGGAGAUGGAGAGAUCAGAGGACAUUGAUACUGUGAAGUCAAAGAUUCAGGAAAUAGAGGGGAUUCCGCAUCAGCAACGUUUGACCAUUGCUGGAAAGAACCUUAAAGAUGAUGUAACUUUGAAGGAUUAUAACAUCAAACAAGGAUCAACAUUGGAUCUGUUUAUGAGGUUGGGAAAAGGUAAUAUGCGGAUUUUUGUUAAGAUUUUGACAUGGAAAACCAUCAGCCUGGAGGUGGAAAGCUCGGACACUAUUGAUAGUUUGAUGGAAAUGAUUGAGGAGAAAGAGGGAAUUCCAGUUGAUCAGCAGGAGCUUAUAUUUGAUGGGAAGAAACUAGAUGGGUGGACUUUGGCUGAUAAUAAUAUUGAGCAGGAUUCUACUCUGAACCUUCUCCUGCGAUUAUGGAACCUUUAUUUUGUAUACAAAGCUGAAGAAGAAAGGAGAGCGACUGAGGGGCAAAGGAUGGAUGAAAUUCAGUGA
Lactuca virosa is the source of this 1836-nucleotide messenger RNA. NCBI's taxonomy places the organism in Eukaryota, Viridiplantae, Streptophyta, Magnoliopsida, Asterales, Asteraceae. The record is from the annotation of a GenBank genome assembly.